This is a messenger RNA of Phyllostomus hastatus (greater spear-nosed bat), 801 nucleotides long. RefSeq names its product transmembrane protein 225 (gene TMEM225). The record is from RefSeq and is a predicted model, not a curated record. The transcript is spliced from 5 exons. Bases 1 to 801 code for a protein of 266 amino acids. Gene Ontology annotation, biological process: negative regulation of phosphatase activity. Lineage: Eukaryota; Metazoa; Chordata; Mammalia; Chiroptera; Phyllostomidae.
AUGGGUGGUGGGUGGUCUCAGCUUGGCAUCUCCACUCCAGUGGUGCAGCUAUCAACCAGGAACAUCCAGGCCCUCAACAUGCUCUUCUCCUCCUGGGCCUUAGUCUUCUUAUCAUUCGGAAUUAUGGUCGAUGACUGGGUUACACUGAAUUUUGGAACAAAAACAAAUAUGCAAAGCCACAGUCCAUGGAUACACACCACUAUUUGGCCAAAAGAUGACCUGAAAGUGAUCAGGAUCAUGAUGAUUUUGGUGAUCAGCUUUUCCUUCUUCCAUAACUUGUUCCUGGGAUUGGAAUUCACCUUUAUGAUUCCUCAAACUAAAUGUAUCUUCCUCAUCACUGUGUUCCUCAGUUUCUUCACAGGCAUCCUUCUGCUCUGUGCACUCCUGCUGUAUCACCUGAAGCUAAGGCAAGGGCAAUCCGUGUACUAUUCUGGGUACAAAAUCACCUGGAUCAUUUCCACUGCCUACUUAAGUGUUUUCUUCCUUUUUGCCUCUGGAAUCCUGUGUCUUCUACAGUACAAGCAAUCCAUGAAUUCUGCCAAAGAAAGUCAUGAUACACAGCAAUCUGGGAGCUCUAUUGAAGUGAUUUCAUUGCAAAAACUCACUGUAAUGCCUCAUAGUAUUGUCCACCAGCAGUGGGGGCCAAAGUGCAGCACUGAUGGCAAGCGGAAGGGAACAGAGGAUGUACUGGAUUCCCGGGGCCUCAGGUGCUGGGCGAUGGCCCUCCUCCUGGGCUCAGUGCGGACAAGCUCAGACCUGCAGCCCCAGAGGCUGGACUUCUUCCACAGCGAGAGUUCCUGA